Pogonomyrmex barbatus (red harvester ant) is the source of this 3720-nucleotide messenger RNA. It is a transcript of the gene ttv, whose product is annotated as exostosin glycosyltransferase 1 ttv. Gene Ontology annotation, cellular component: membrane. The record is from RefSeq and is a predicted model, not a curated record. Gene Ontology annotation, molecular function: glycosyltransferase activity. Lineage: Eukaryota; Metazoa; Arthropoda; Insecta; Hymenoptera; Formicidae.
GUUCUCUGACUCACGCUCGAUAAUGUAAACGACAAAUCCACGCUUGUGCGUCCAGAUGUUAAUUUCUAUCGCGAUAAUUAUGUAGCCGAUAAUGAGCAGCCCGUUUUUUUUAUUCCAUCCGGGUUUGGGAAGGCCGUCGCAGUGUAGAGAACUCAGACUCGGUUCCGGACGGAGGCGAGAUUCACGCGAGUCAGGGGGACCGAUAUCCGUGUCUCUCCGAGCGAGUGCACGACAAUAGUUAGGGUACAAAUUCCUCCUCGCGGCUGACAAAAAAGAAAAGAGUUUACCUCGGCGGUGUUGAGCAAUCAGUCGCGCGUAUGCAUAUGCCGAUCGCGCGUUGUGUGGUCAAGGUAAGAAUUUCAUAACGCUGUCACCGCGGCGACGUCCAUUCGUCAAGGAAUGUGUUCGGUGCCACACAAUCGGGAAGACGAGCGCGUGUAUCCUUUCCUUCGAGUUUGAACGUCUCGGGAGUCGCCUCGAAGACACCUCGAAUUUACGAAGAUCAGUGCCGCCGGUUUGUCCCCAAAGAAUGUUAAAAUUAUUCCUGCUCUGAGUGUGACAUAUUAUAUCUAUUCCUCGAGAUUUCUUCUAGACCUUUUAUUUGAUUUUAUUUCAUUUCAUUCAUCUCGCGCUGCUUUCUUGUAUCCUGAAUCAUUUUGGUGAGCCCUCGCGAGGAAAGACAUAAAGAUUGUUAUAAGGAAAAAAUUAAAAAUCGAUACUCAUAAAAAAAUAAGUGCAGUUGUUGAUUUUUUUAAGAAAUCCUUAUUCGAUAUUCAAUUAUAUCUUGUUCGACUUAUCAUCUCGCGCGCGGUUUUUUUCGUAUUACUUAAAAUCAACUUCGAGGAUACUUGUGAAGGCACGUAUGGAUGGAUACCGUAUAAGGGAUGCAAGUCUACCGGUGUCAGCUUUGUGCAGAUCGUCUUGCUGACAAUAUGAUAGAAUAGGAGUGACUAUGUUUUGGAGAAACUUCUGAACCAUAACUAUACAUAGUAAUCCUUACGAUGUGCUUGUGACUGACUACAGACCCUUUACAUCGGAGAAAAUAAUGCUUAGGACUAUCAUAUAUCUUUGUAUAACCUGACUGUAUCGAAAAUGCAAGCCAAGAAACGCUAUCUAUUAUUGUUUGUAACAUGCGCGUUUCUUGGUUACUGCUACUUUGGUGGAUAUCGUUUAAAAAGUGAAAAGUGGACAGGCAGAUCUCAGUUGCCUUACGAGCGAUUGCCUUCAUAUUUAAGUCUAAAUGAAGAAUUCUAUGACAAAGAUUUAAAGACAUCCAAUGGAGCUUUGGCUAUGUCGCAGCGUACACGGCAUUGCCGCAUGGAAACCUGCUUCGAUUUUACGAGAUGUAAACAAGGUUUCACCGUGUACGUCUACCCAGUUGAGGAUGUAAUAAGUCCCCUAUACCAAAAAAUAUUAAACGUUAUCACGGAGUCGAGAUAUUACACGUCAGACCCGACACGGGCAUGUAUAUUUGUCUUAGCCCUGGAUACAUUAGAUAGAGAUCCCUUAUCCACUGAGUUUGUACACAAUCUUCCCUCGAAACUGUUACACCUGCCAUAUUGGAAUAAUGGAAGGAAUCAUCUGAUAUUUAACUUGUAUUCCGGCACAUGGCCCGAUUAUGCGGAAAGGUCGCUAGCUUUUGAUGUGGGUUAUGCCAUGCUCGCCAAGGCCAGCAUGUCCAUCUUUAAACAUAGGCCAGAUUUUGAUGUGUCGAUACCUUUGUUUGGCAAACAACACCCGGAACGUGGCGGAGAACUCGGCCAAGCGUUAGAAAAUAAUUUUCCCAAUAAUAAGAAAUAUGUGGCAGCUUUUAAGGGAAAACGAUAUGUGCAUGGCAUUGGAUCUGAGACAAGAAAUGCUCUCUAUCACCUGCACAAUGGCAAGGAUUUGGUAUUUGUUACAACAUGUCGUCAUGGGAAGGCUUGGAGGGAAUUGCAGGAUGAACACUGUCAGCAGGAUAAUCAGGAAUAUGAUACGUAUGACUAUGAAAUUUUAUUAAUGAACGCUACGUUUUGUCUGGUUCCACGAGGACGACGAUUAGGUAGCUUUCGAUUUCUCGAAGCUCUAAGAUCAGGAUGUAUUCCAGUCAUUUUAAGUAAUGGUUGGGCUCUUCCCUUUCAUGAACGCAUCGAUUGGACUCAGGCUGUAAUAUUUUCCGACGAGAGACUGUUACUCCAAAUUCCAGAUAUAUUACGGUCCGUAUCCAAUGUACAAAUUCUUAAACUACGACAACAAACACAAUUUUUAUGGGAAAGAUAUUUUUCCUCUAUUGAAAAAAUUGUAUUUACUGUAUUCGAGAAUAUUCGCGAGCGUUUGCCAUGGGAAGGUGCGCGGGAAAGAAUUGUUUGGAAUACAAGCCCCGGAGCAUUGGCGAUUCUGCCACAAUUUGCCGAUAGCCAGCAGGAACUUCCUUUUUCAAACAGCAAUCCUGGUAAUACUUUCACUGCCAUAAUUUAUUCACAAUUGGGAUCCACCGCGGUUCUAUAUCGUCUACUUAGGAGUCUUGCGAAAAGCAAAUACCUAGAUAAGAUAAUACUAAUGUGGAAUUCGGACAUUCCUGUGCCAAGGAAACCACGUUGGCAAGGCAUCAGAGCGUCAAUUCAUGUUGUCGCGGUUGACGGUAUAUCACAACGUUUUUAUCCUCAUCCAUUAAUCAAAACUAGUGCCAUAUUGUCACUCGACGAGGAUGCUACUCUAAAUACCGACGAGAUUGACUUCGCUUUCACGGUUUGGCGAUCGUUUCCCGAUCGAAUUGUAGGAUAUCCUGCGAGAUCUCACUAUUGGGAUGACUCAAAGCGUUCCUGGGGUUAUACCAGUAAAUGGACAAAUGACUAUAGUAUCAUUCUCACCGGUGCUGCUUUUUAUCACCGUUAUUAUAAUACUCUAUAUACAGAGUUAUUGAGCUCGACCCUUCACAAAACCGUGGAGCAAUCGCAGAAUUGCGAGGAUAUACUCAUGAAUUUUCUGGUGAGUCACGUAACUCGAAGACCGCCCAUCAAAGUGACGCAGCGCAAACUAUACAAAGAUACCACAGUGGCUGGGAUUAGAUCGCCGUGGAACGAUCCGGAUCACUUUAUACAACGGCAAACGUGCAUGAAUACAUUUGUCGCUGUCUUUGGAUACAUGCCACUGUUGCGAUCUAAUAUGCGACUGGAUCCUGUUCUGUUCAAAGAUUCUGUGAGCAAUUUGCGCAAGAAAUAUAGACAAAUUGAACUAGUUAGUAACUAGAAUUGUACACUGCUCGAUUACGCGUGACUAUUUAAUUUUUCAAGCGCGCUUGAUGACGCGUAAUUUCCGCGUACGACACUAGAUCUAUUUUUUUAGCACGCUUAUCUUUUCUGCACUUGAAAUGAAAACAGGGCCAAAUAUAAAUGUACAGAGUUUUCGAGGAAGAAAGAAAGGAGAAGAAAAAACACAAGUGCAGGAAGUGCUAAAAAGAACAGAUUUACUGUUAUAAGUGGUAUAGAUGUACGGGAAAUAUUUGCGCGUUUGCGUGCUAUGCCAUAUUAGGCUAUCGAUGUUGUCCGGGCAGCAAAUCAAAGUCCGCUAUUCAGCAAGGACGCAUGGUGAUAUCCCUGCGAUUUAUUUGCGAGUAAUUUUGUACAAAUUAUAGUAUCGACGCCAUUUCUAUUUGACGAUAUCUCUCGCGCAGCUAUCAUCAACUGUGGGAUGAUAUUUAAUUACUGUAUAUACAAAUCGUUUCGUAAUUAUAAAAAAAAA